UCAUGUGAUUAAGCGUUUUCACGGGACAAAAUGGCGGCUUCCAUGAAAACUGUGUUGAAUCUCGUUUUAAUUUCUGUGCUUGUCAGUUUUACCUCAAGUUUACCUCGAUUUCUCCAUGGACGACCAAAACAUGGUUUGCUUGGAGCGCCUAAACUGCCUCAAGGAUCAGUUCCUCCACCAGAUAUGUGGCUGAAACAAAAACUUACGCAUUUCAAUUACGCCGACACAAGAACUUGGCAACAGCGGUAUUUCGUGAAUGACACUUUUUAUAAACCAAAUGGGCCAAUCUUUCUCAUGAUUGGAGGGGAAGGGACUGCUAAUCCAGCAUGGAUGCUGCAGGGAGCAUGGAUAGAGUAUGCCAAAAAAUACCAUGCAAUAUGUUUUUUACUUGAGCACAGAUAUUACGGGAAAAGUCACCCAACACCAGAUCUGAGUGUGGACAACUUGCAGUUUCUCAGCAGUGAACAGGCACUUGCAGACUUGGCCUACUUUAUUCAAUAUGUAAAACACAAGUAUAAUCUUAUGUCAAAGGACCAGAAACUUAUCACUUUUGGAGGUUCAUAUCCAGGAUCUCUGUCUGCCUGGUUUAGAGUGAAAUAUCCUCAUCUGGUAGAUGGCGCUGUUGCCACUAGUGCACCAAUAUUUGCACAACUGAAUUUCAAAGAAUAUCUUCAGGUUGUUGUGAGCUCCUUGGCAACCACAGGACCAGGAUGCAACAAAAAUAUAAAGAUGGCUACAGAUACAAUCACAAAAAUGAUAUCCACGGAUACAGGGAGAAAGAAUGUAGAAAAAAUGUUCAACUUAUGUGACCCUUUAGAUACAUCUCAAUACGUGGAUGGUUCUAACCUGUUCUCCAACCUAGCAGGAAACUUUGAGGGAGUUGUUCAGUACAACAAGGAUAAUCGAGCAUUUGAGGGUGCCAUAGGAACUAAUAUAACAAUAGACACAAUUUGUGGCAUCAUGAACGAUGAAAGCAAUGGUUCUCCUAUAGAGAGGUAUGCCAAAGUAAACAGUCUGAUGUUGUCUACCUACUCUCAGAAAUGUCUGGAUAACAGCUACAACAAGAUGAUUAAGGGCCUACAAGCCACAGCCUGGAAUUCCAGUGCAUCUGAAGGGGGGAGACAAUGGAUGUACCAGACCUGUACAGAGUUUGGAUUUUUUCAAUCAUCAGACCUUGGUGAUGUGCAACCAUUUGGAAAUUUCUUUAAUCUUAAGUUUUCAAUUCAGCAGUGUAUGGAUGUGUUUGGAGCCAAAUUCAACCAGGAACUGAUCCAGAUGGGAAUCAACAGAAGCAACACAAACUAUGGAGGCUAUGGGAUGAAGGCCACAAAGAUAGUCUUCCCAAAUGGAUCCAUUGAUCCCUGGCACUUCCUAGGAUUCACUAAAGAUCUGUCAGCGGAGUCACCAGCCAUUUAUAUUCAGGGAACAGCCCAUUGUGCUAACAUGUAUCCAGCAACAAGUGAUGACUUGCCACAGCUAGUGCAAGCAAGGGCCACCAUAGAAAAGCUGAUUGGAACUUGGCUCAGCCCAAAUUAGGCUUGCUCAAAACUUAAUUGUCUAUAUUUUCAAAUCUAAAAGAUGAAUUAUAAUUUGUUGAAGCCUCAUAAUGUAACUCAGAUUACUAAACUGUCUCUGCGUUCUUUCCAAUAUUCGUGUGUCAUGCCGACAUUCACUUACACAUUGUGAGAUACUGUUCAUUAAUUUAAAUUUUAUUGUACGUCACUUUUGUUUUUUUAAUACAAAUGCAUUUAGAUUUCUUUCUAUGUUGAAUGUCAAAUGAUGAGUCACAAUAAAACAGGAAAGAAUUAAAAUAA
Molecule: messenger RNA, 1814 nt
Organism: Magallana angulata
Lineage: Eukaryota; Metazoa; Mollusca; Bivalvia; Ostreida; Ostreidae
Product: putative serine protease K12H4.7
Exons: 10
Coding region: 31-1536 (501 amino acids)
Biological process (GO): proteolysis
Molecular function (GO): dipeptidyl-peptidase activity; serine-type exopeptidase activity
Source: RefSeq, a predicted model, not a curated record